Molecule: messenger RNA, 2243 nt
Organism: Haliotis rubra (blacklip abalone)
Lineage: Eukaryota; Metazoa; Mollusca; Gastropoda; Lepetellida; Haliotidae
Product: calmodulin
Exons: 5
Coding region: 276-725 (149 amino acids)
Molecular function (GO): calcium ion binding; enzyme regulator activity
Source: RefSeq, a predicted model, not a curated record
AUGUGAAGCCUAUGUUAAUUGACACGAAGUAGUUCCUCGAUACAGAUUCGUCAUUUAGCCGUCUGAAGCCAGUGUUUGCCACAGUUCUUCAGAAACCGAAAGUUUUAUUCACAUAAGUUCAGAUUCUUGCAGCAUAUUCUAUAUUUUGACCAGUUUUUGAAGCUGCUCUCACCAAGGCGCAGGAAUAGAAGGAAAGCAUCGUCUACUCGCCCAGUGUCGGAAGAACGGAUAGAGACUUUAGUACCGCAUUAGAUUUGCUAUCUGUUUAAUCGGCAAUGGCGGACCAGUUGACUGAAGAGCAGAUUGCAGAAUUCAAAGAGGCCUUCAGCCUUUUCGACAAAGACGGCGAUGGCACCAUCACAACCAAAGAGUUGGGAACCGUCAUGAGGUCACUAGGUCAGAACCCAACAGAGGCAGAGUUGCAAGACAUGAUCAACGAAGUAGAUGCUGAUGGUAAUGGAACAAUAGAUUUCCCUGAAUUUCUGACAAUGAUGGCCAGAAAGAUGAAGGAUACCGACUCAGAGGAGGAAAUUAGAGAAGCAUUCCGAGUGUUCGACAAGGAUGGCAACGGUUUCAUCAGUGCAGCUGAGUUGAGGCAUGUCAUGACAAACUUGGGCGAGAAGUUGACGGACGAGGAAGUAGAUGAAAUGAUCAGGGAAGCAGACAUUGAUGGUGACGGACAAGUAAAUUAUGAGGAGUUUGUUACCAUGAUGACAUCCAAGUAACGUGGGGACUGUAAGAUGAGCUUACAUUCAUUUCCUUUCUCUAAGUGUACUCAUUGGUCUAUCUCAUCACCUAACUGGGUUGAGUACAGGGCGAUCUGCCUGUACAGAGAACAGCAAAGGAAAUGUGCAUCAGUCAGUCUGAUGGACAGACUGACAGCUAAUUUCGAACAUGGUCUGUCUCCAGUUUUAGGUUGAGAUUGUACAGUUUUGUAAUAUACUACCAAUUGGUCAUGUUAAAGGGGCUAGAGUUACCUCCCCCUACCAUUUAUUGUAUCUAGAGUUAUCUUCCCUUGAAGUUUCAUCAGUAGUUUGUCUAUGUAUUGAAAAAUCUUUUAAUUCUGUAGAAAUCAACAUUAUCCCAUGGAUUGGCUACGAUUGGAGAAUACCAGUUGUUAUGUGCUCUUUGAGACCUCAUGUUAGCGAACGUACAGCAUUGCUCACUCUGCUCACUCGCUUACCAUCAAACAUGUUUCCAUCUUAGAUCACGUGUCACGUUGUCACGGUUACGACAUGUGGUGUGAUACGAGUAGCUGCAGAUUGUGUCACAUGGUGGAGACUGGACCAACCAGAUAUCCCAGCUCAUUUUGUGCAGUUUGUCGUUGUGUAGGAUCUACGUAUCAGAAACGUGGAUAUUGAUUGCUAUAAAUGGCAAAAUAAUAUCUUUAACAACACUGAAACCAUUCCAUGAGUAAGUUGAACUGGUGUGUACUUGGAAAUAUGAAGAAAAUGUAAAGGUUAAAAAAAAAAGAUUGUAAAAUCACUGAAAUAGACCAAAAAACAUAUUUGUUGAUAGUGCCAUGUGUGAAUGUUCGACAUUGUGGAUUGAGCUUCACAUGGGCAUAGCCUUUGUUCAUCUGUGUUUGCUUGGGAUUGCUGUAGCUUGCAGGACCAAAACUCCAUACAGGGAGGUCUCACUCAAGUCAUAGGGGGAGAGGGAGGUAGCAUCUCCCUACAGGGAGGUCCCACUCAAGUCACGGGGGAGAGGGAGGUACUGUAACAGUUUCACAUAAUUGGGGACACAGCCUCUUCAAAGCUGUCCUUUGUAUUAGGAAUGUUAUCCCCUGAUCAAGGUUAGUGCCUAGUAAUCUAAGGGAGGCAACUCCCUGUCCCCGCCCGGUCCAUGCAAGGGCAGCCCUUACCAGGUCAGGUAACUUGAUCCUAGCCAAUUCAUGGACGCCUGUCUCCUGUAUGUUGCAAGUAGGAUGGCCAGCUGGUGUUGACUGCUGGCUGGCCGGCUGUUGUAGGUGCUUCUUUCUCUGCUCCUGUUCCUCCUCCACCUAUCACCUUGCCUCAUUCUUUGGUCACCCAGCACCUCUUCCUCCCCCGUCGUCACAUACAGCAUCUUCUGUGACUAGUUGACAUUGAUGUUGACAACCACUCCACAAUGCCUCGUUUCCAAAGGAAGAUGUACAUUUUAUUUCUGCCUUUUGAUCAGAUUUUUCUUAUCUAUGUUCUUUUAAAAUGCAUUUGAUUAUUAUAUCAUGGAUCUCAUUGUCUCAUAAACAUUGUAAAUCCACA